AUGGACAAACCGAGCACUAUACACUUCUCUCCAUUCCUCACUGAUGGCACCGACACCGCCAACUCAAAAUCGGGCAUCAAAUCUAACGGCUUCCACAAGGAGCCGAUAGCCGGCCCAAACUGUGCCAAGUUGUCCCAAAAGACUACGAACGGCGUCAACAGGAACAGCAACAAAGAUGCUGCCGGGUUCCCACCAGUGUUAUCCACGCCAAUCGACUUGGAGAACACAAACAUCCUGGACACUAUCCUAGUCGGCCAAGUAGAGGCACCACACACAGGGACCAUCAAAAUCAUCCAGCUACGGCGGCCACAGACCAAGAACGCCCUCUCGCGACAGAUGGUGCGCGAGCUGGGCAGCGAGAUCGAGGAGAUCCAUCGACAGACAAAUGACAGCAGUGCCAGCAGCACGAGGGCGCUCAUCCUCGCCAGCGCUGUCGACAAUGUCUUUUGCAGCGGCGCAGACCUCAAGGAACGCGCCACCAUGUCCCUGCCCGAGACAAAGGCCUUCCUCUCCUCCCUGCGAAGCCUCCUGUACCGGCUGUCGACGCUGCCCGUUCCCACUGUCGCCUGCGUGUCGGGCGUGGCGCUUGGCGGCGGUUUCGAGCUCGCACUGGCGUGCCACCUCCGCGUCUUCGCGCGCAACGCCGCCGUCGGCCUGCCCGAAACGCGCCUCGCCAUCAUCCCCGGCGCCGGAGGCACCUACCGCCUGCCCCAGAUUGUCGGCACGUCGCGCGCCCUGGAUAUGAUUCUGACCGGGCGACGCGUCUACGCCGACGAGGCCCACACAAUGGGCUUGUGUAACCGUCUGGUACCGGCAGCAGACCGGGAAGCUGGCUCAAGUCUCGAGAGUGAGACCCAGCGGCUGGAGUCGCUAGACGCUGGCAUUGCCCUGGCAAACCAGGUCGCCGCGGGCGGGCCUGCUGCCGUGCGCGCUGCGCUUGGUGUCCUGCACGGAGCGCACGAUGCGCUGGAAAACGCGGCUUAUGAAGUUGUUCUUAGCACCCAAGACCGGAAUGAAGCUUUGCAAGCGUUCUUGGAGAAGCGUGGGCCCGUGUUUCAGGGGCGAUAA
Molecule: messenger RNA, 1068 nt
Organism: Cryphonectria parasitica EP155
Lineage: Eukaryota; Fungi; Ascomycota; Sordariomycetes; Diaporthales; Cryphonectriaceae
Product: ClpP/crotonase
Exons: 1
Coding region: 1-1068 (355 amino acids)
Biological process (GO): fatty acid beta-oxidation
Cellular component (GO): mitochondrion
Molecular function (GO): enoyl-CoA hydratase activity
Source: RefSeq, a predicted model, not a curated record